Messenger RNA from Sphenostylis stenocarpa, 606 nucleotides. Lineage: Eukaryota; Viridiplantae; Streptophyta; Magnoliopsida; Fabales; Fabaceae. The record is from the annotation of a GenBank genome assembly.
AUGGAUCAUCCUACCUCAUGGUCUGCACAAGCAGCCAAGCCAAAACGUGCAAACCUUCUCCGUUACAUUGCCAUGCUAAUACUAGCCUUGAUCAUCCUUGUGGGUAUAGCUGUGAUCAUAGUUUGGUUGGUUUUGAAGCCCAAAAAGUUGGAGUACAGUGUGGAGAAUGCUGCAAUCCACAACUUCAACUUAACGGAUGCAAACCACCUCUAUGCAAACUUUGAUUUCAGCAUAAGAUCAUACAAUCCAAAUUCUAGAGUCUCAAUAUACUAUGACACUGUUGAGGUGUCAGUGCGUUAUGAGGACCAAACUCUAGCCACCAAUGCUGUUCAGCCAUUCUUCCAGUCACACAAAAAUGUCACCAGGCUGCAUGUGGGCCUCACGGCCCAAACUGUGGCCCUGUAUGAGUCCGUGCCUAAGGACCUUAAGCUUGAGAAAUCCUCCGGGGAUAUUGAGUUAGAUGUGUUGGUGAGGGCAAGGAUAAGGUUCAAGGUUGGGUCGUGGAAGUCAAAGCAUCGAGUUUUGAGGAUAUUUUGUUCUCCUGUCUUGGUGCAUUUCUCUAAAGCCAAGAGUUUCGAAAGGGUCUCUUGUGAAGUAGAACUCUAA